Paramuricea clavata is the source of this 7652-nucleotide messenger RNA. Lineage: Eukaryota; Metazoa; Cnidaria; Anthozoa; Malacalcyonacea; Plexauridae. The record is from the annotation of a GenBank genome assembly.
AAAAAAUUUUGCGGGAAAAGGUGCGUCAGCUUCGGGAAUGUUCUGUCGCCAUUUCCGGUGAAAUGAACAUCUUCCGGAAGUCGAAGUCGCAAUUUCCGAAUUCGAGACAACAUUUAGUUGAUUCUAAACAGACAUCAAGAAUAUUUCGAGUCGCUUUGCUGUUUAAAUACCUUACGGCACCGUCCAAUUCAAAACAGAACUAAGCUAGCAUUUGUCCAUACAUCUGUGGCCAAAAGUCGACGAAAUCUAUGUUUUUGUCAACAAUAUAUUGGUGAGCGGUUUUGAAAGUACUUUCGGUCUCAAAGAGGCAGUGUUUACUGUCUUAUUGCUGCUUUGCCAACUUGGGUAGGAGAAUAGAAGAAAGGAAAGCCAAAUUCCCAUGGUUCACAAAGAUUUAAAGUGGUUUUGUCUACGAAUGACCUAAUAUUGAUUCAUAUGGCAUAUUAAGGCAACUAGUCGCCGAAUAAUUUGAAAGUUGACUAUUUCUUAAAAUUUAAAACAGCCUUCCUCAAGUUGUUUUUAUAAACUAGGACUAUGAGUGUUGUCACGGAAUUCGUAUCGGCUUUAAAAGGCCACAAAUGGCAGAUAUCGUGUCUGGAAUUUAAAUCGACCGACAGUACGGUUUAUUUAGCUUCUGGUUCGUGGGACAAGACCGCCAGGAUUUGGGAUUUAAGCGAAUGCGAUGCUUGUACAAGGCUCAAAGGCACACACGAAGGUGCUGUUACAAGUUUAGCGUGGUGUAAAAGAACUUGCGACGAUUUUAAUAUACUCGCUACAACGUCUGCGGAUAAAACGGCUUGUUUAUGGAACAGUAAAACAGGGAAAAGUUUAGCAAAACUAAACGGGCAUGAUGCAUGGGUGCUCGACUGUUCAUUCUCGGCCGACAGCCGCACGUUGGCGACAGCCAGUUGGGAUUCAAAUAUUAAACUUUGGGAUGUCGAGACGAAGAAGUGCGUGAGAUCUUUAGAAGAUCACGAAAGUGGGGUUUGGACGUGUAAAUAUCAUACGGAGAAUCCGAAUAUAAUUUGUUCGGGCUCAGAAGAUGGGUCCUUGAGAGUGUGGGAUGCAAGGGCAACCACAUCGAAGUUUUUUGGUGGCCAUGAUGACAGCAUAAAAGCUUGUUCUUGGUCACCAAACGGUGGGGAUUAUUUGGUGUCCGGAUCUUCUGAUUCAACGGUAAAUUGUUACAAAAUAAUUAAAGAUAAUUAAAAUAUCGUUCGGUAUUCAUGUUAGGGCAUAUCUUCUAAUAAUUUAACCAAUCCUGCUGCGAGUUUGUGGUCUUAAUUUCAGACUGUUUUGGUUUCGUGUGGUUUCUUAAAUUUAUAUGCUUCAUUUAACAUUCUAAUGGCUUUCCUAAGCGAUUUCAUUGAAUAGUCUCUGAAAUUUGUUUUAUUUUGGUCUAAUAUCACAAUAUCAAUUACUAGGCGGUACAUAACUCGGCAUAAGCAAUUGAGAACAAAAUUUAUAUGUAACUCACGAAUCAUUUUAAUUCGUUUGUACUGUACAAAGAUAUUAUGUCAUAUAAUUACUAAAACCAUUUGAAGAAUUAGUUAAAAUUGUUCAUAUUUUAGAUGUUCGGGUCAAUAUUAUUUGUUACAAAAUGUGGCAACCCAUAUUACUUUCACUACCAGAAAUUAAUGUUGAUUUUAUAUGUAAUACUAUAUACGUGUAUUUGGCAAUUGGCAUAUGUGUGUUUUGCAAUGAUAUUAUAAAUGCUAUGUUCUGCUGCUUUCUUCUAUUGAUAGAAGCUUUAAGCUUGCGAUCUUUAGCUUAUGCUUUUUACAGGAAUCGUUCCAGGCUGUUCUUUUCCAAUCAUUUAAAUGGUGCGUAAACAAUUUUUUGCAAAUGCGGCAUUAAAGGCCAUUAAACAGCAAGGUUCCUGCCACCUGCAAAUAGUUGACGUUUAUCAAAUGUUUUGAAACGUGCUUUUAAGUCUCACGGAUAAAUAUGUUACCAGCUGCCUUUUAUAGCAUUUGAAACUUCCUUUUUGCCAGUGUUUCAAUGCAUUUCAAUACAAGCGCAUUAUUUUGGAAUGUGAACUGAUUGUUUCAAACCUGUAAAAACAAUAAUACAUUUAAACCCUAUUUACAUACAUGUAUUGUAGGGUUCGUAUGGUUUUAAUUAAUAACAAAAACAAUGUAGUUAUGUCUUUUGACAGUAAUACUUUCCAAAAACGUUUGCUGUUUUUGGUCAAUGGAUAUUUGAUACUAUGGUAACAAUCUCGGUAACAGUUUUACUAAACCUUUUACCCUAAUAACUGCUCUUCUAUGAAACAUCGAAUUGUUUUCAAAAUUUACUUAGUUCACUAAGAUAAACAAGAAUUUAUUAAUUUAAGACAUAUUUCGAAUAUUUUGCUACCUUGAAAUUAUUGAUAAUUGGUAUUUACAAUAAAAAUACCAAAUAUGUUAUAAUUACCGCACACUGUUGUAAAAAACAAAGGUGGUAUAUUAAUUAUAAAGCCUUUCUAAAUUAAGGGACUUACGUUUCUAAGGAACAACCAGGUAUAACUCCGCCAAGUAUUUGACCCUUGAAAAACAGGAUGUGGAAAGGGUAUUGAUGCUGAGUGAUUGCCAAAUGUGGAAUGAUGGAUAGCAUUAUUAUAAAGGAGUUGAAAAUGAUUGAAUGAGUUUUAUAAGUGUUUGAGGGGGUUGCACAUCCACCUUGCUUAAAGUCCUCAUUGUUGAGUACUGAACUCUUGGCUUUUUUUGCCAUAUUGAGUAUUAAGACUAGGAACUGAAUUUAAUCAUUGAAUGGGAAGUGUUGAAGGUCUGCUGUGCCGUACUUUUAAUAGUAUUUUCUCUGUCUAAUGCCAGAUGAUUAAAUAACUCCUCAAGAGGAGAGUGCUGCCACCCAAUAGAUUAAUCAGAUUGCACCCUGUUAACCUUUUAGUUAAGUGGCAAUGCACCCUGAUGUGCCCUAAUGCAACAUGUCUAAUGCCAGACGAUUUUACUCGUCAAGGGGAGGGGUGGGGCACUCAAUUAGAUAAUCAUUGACCAGUUUGGGAGCAGUAGCUAACAAUUUAUGAGGCCCACCAAGGGGUUAUGACAGACAGGUGACAUUCCUUAAAAAGAGGCGACAGACUAUCUAAAAAAGAGCGACAAACAACAUCUUCUGACUUGGAAAAAGCGACAAAUUGCGAUUUGUGUUAUGGGUCAAAAGUGACAGCGACAUUUAUUACAAUAAAACAAGCGACAAAGCAGCUACAAAAUGAGUGACAAAGCGACCUGGGUUACACCCUUGGUGGGCCUCAUUUAUUUGGGUUUUGUUGUAAUUGCAUUUUGUCUGUGAUUUCUGUAUUAACUAUGCCAUUAUUAAAAACAGAAUAACAUGCCAUAUUGUCAGUGAGAAAUGCCUCGACAUCAAGUAGAUGUCAAAAACCAUGACCCUACCACCACCACCCAGGCUGACUGUAUUUUUUCCAUACAGGUAAUCUUGUGGGAUUUCCGUCAAAAAGUCGCUCUCACAAAAUGUUGUGGCCACGAGGCUCCUGUUUCGGAUGUGAAAUUCUAUCCUCUUGUUGGCAAAAAGAGAUACCCUUUGUUGCUAUCAAGUGGUGAUUAUUCUGUCAGAAUGUGGCAUCCGCUGGCUAGUUCGAAAGAACUUCUCAAGCUUAAGCAGCAUACCUUCGGAAAUGAGGUGAGUUUGGAUAGAUUACAUUGCGGACGUUUGAUUCUUUAAGGUAGCCAGAAAUUCACAGGUUGGCAAUUUCACUGUUAAUGUUUUCAAACAUUUGUAUUUUGCAUUGACUUUAUUUCAAAUAUUGUUGGAGUUUUGUGACCAAUUUUAAAUAGUCUUGUUAAUUUAAUUUUGUUUUAUAGUGGUGAUUACUUCACCUAUAAUUUUCUUCAUUAAUGGUACUUUGCUGCUAGCAAAAGGCAACAUACGUCCAUUAUAACGAGAAAAUGUUUGUUUUAAACUGAUUUUCAUGACGAUAAGGAGAUCCUUUUGAAAAAGGUUCACAUUGAAAUAGGGAGUUGCCCAAGAUUGGGCGAAUGUAUGGAAAUCUGCAAAUUGCCAAUCAAUUCAGGAGGGUUGGCAUGUUCAGCGAUAGAGAGGGAGAAGAGGGGGCAAAAUACGCAGGGUCCGGAAUGUUCGCAGUGGCUGCAUUUUCUAAAUUUAUUAGUCCAAUGAUAAGCAUGGGCCAGAACUUAAUAAGAAUCUUUGUGAAGAGAAAUUUGCGAGUGGUAGGGUAUCACGAAAACUAUAGUAGUCACCGCAAGGUUCAGGGCGUUCCCCUGGCCUUGAGUUGUUGGAACCUAUGGUAUAAAUGGGUAAUUCCAGCUAUUGAUCUAGACAAGAAGGAACGAAAUCCAACACCACACCUAGAAAGUGCAUCUUACAAUUAGUAAAAGUGCAAAGUUUGGUUGCGAAAUGUUGUAAAAUGAAGAAAAUAUAGCCCUGUGAAGUUCGCAAAUUUUGUAUAUAUUUGCAUUACGCGCGGUUAAAAUAACCACUUUCGGCUUAAAAAUGGUUAUUUUUCGGAUGAUAGGACACUUAGUUAAACGUUAGAUCCUUACUAGUUGGUCAUAACUCAUAACUGUGGUAUAUAACAGACAACUAUUCCGAUGUACGAGCAUACGAAAACCAGCCUAAAGCCUAUUAUUACUAAAGUACAAAUAAUACAAUAAUUUGUUAUUUGUUAUUUUUGUAAUUGUAACAUUGCAAAUUUUACAGAAAAUUUCUAGACUUCGACCCAGGUUCCCAGAAAGAAAAAAAAAAUUUCCACCCCUGCCUGGCACAGAUCGUUUAUAUCUUUGGUAUUAAUUCUGCAUGUUCCCUGUGGAACAUUGCAAACUUUACGAUGUUUUAUGUAUUUCUGUACAGGUGGAAACGAUAGCUGUAUCAGAAGACGGCACUCUUUUGGCUUCAGGAGGUUUGGACAAUCAGAUCGUUCUCACAGCCAUGGCAGUGCCUGUUGAUCAACUUGAAGAUAUGCCUGUUGACCUAUCUGACGAAGCAUGGACGAAAGCGAAGUCAAAAGAAAGAAAACCAUCGGAUAGUAAGUGACGUUGACAUGGUCAAUUUCUUCCCGGAGACGUAGUAAAGCACUUCACGUUUCCGGGAACGGCAAACGGCAGGUUCGAACUUUCUUGGCAAAAUUUCCGUUGAACGUUUUCGUUUCAUAUUUUCUUUCUUGCGUCGAAAGAACAAUUAUGUAUUUCAGUUUUAAUACAGCAAGUUCAUUUACUCUUUAUUUCCUGAUACCGUAAAAUUUUUCUUUGCCUGGCGUUUGCCGAAAAGAAUGUGACUAAUACUAGACGGCGUACGGGAAGCAGUUUAGACCAGAUACAUCUAUCCAAUAUAAAUAUAGUUCGGUUCAGUUUAGUUUAGUUCACGUUUCCUCCUGUAGUAACACGUACUGAAGCAAGAAAGAUAUGUCCCUUACUGGACGUGUCGAGUCUGUCGGCAGAGUACGAAUUAAUACCCGCCAACAAAUGACGAUUCGUUAUGCGAAAAAGCAGUUUUGUUGGCCAAAAAAUUAAACAACUCAGUUCUCAGUCCGUUUAAAACACUGAGCAAGCAAAACAAACACUAAAGUCUAAACAGCCAAAAAUAUAUUUCAUUGUAAAACAAACUAUGAUUUUGUCUGUGUUGGUGUUGCCCAGGCAUAUUUUUCAAGCUAGCCCGGUGUGGAUAUACACUCAGAGUAACAUCACAAACAUCAUAUUCACCUGAGUACACAAAAGGUACAUGCAGAAAAAAUUUCAUAAAACCCUUCAUUUCAACUUAAACCCAAGCUUAAACCCUUGAAGUUGAAGGCUUGAACUAUACAACAUCCUAUUUCGGUAUAAAUUAUCUUUCAAUUCAGGUUUGGACGAAUGCGACGGCCUGCCACAUCGGGACAAAAACAUUGAAAAGUUACUGGAUGCAAUUCAUCACAAGAAAGAACACUUGAUUGUCCCUCCCGUUUCGUCGGCCGCCAGUCUCGUCGAAUGCGCGCUGGAACGAAAGGAUAGCAAAAACCACACAAGUAGCUCUUCUUCGAACGAACACACGGCGAAAAAAGGCGUCAAGUUAAAAAAGAAGGGGCAAAAAAGGCAACGACCGCGAUCCUUUGUCCUUUCGAAUGGGAAUCAUACACCAAACUCUUUGCUCAAUGCAGAACUUUCCAAGAAAUUAGCGACGUUGAAAAAUACAAGAUCGGGGUCGGACCCGAUACCAGUUGACAUGGGUAAGAAUUAUCAUGCAUGCCAUGGGAGGGGGGGGGGGUGAUCCAGACCGCUCCCCCCCCCGCCCACUUUUCUCCAGGAUCAAUUUUGUAAUUCUAUCAGAACUAACUGAUAAACUGGGGGCGUAAGCUUUAAUGUUUUCAUCUAAGACGUAAAAUAUACCAAAUAUGUGGCUCUCAAAUGAUCAUAAAACGAGUCUAAAAUGCAUACAUGAAGCGUUUCGUAGACCCAAUAAAUAGAAAAAUUUUCCGGGGGAUUAUGCACACAGACCAUAGAUUAAGUAUAUACUUAAUCUGUGCACAGAGGGUCGAUUACACCCCCCCCCCAACUAAUUUUGGGCCACUGCCCGCGAAGUUUAAAUUCACUUGUUUUUACCUCACAUGAAACGUGAACCGAGCUUCCUCCCCCCCCCCAACCACCGAUUUCCGCCAUCUUUUCAGAGACUGAGUUCCUAGCUUCUGCGUUUUAUUUUAGUGAAUGGAAACAGAGAUCACAGAUCGAGAAACAAAAGCGGACAUUACGACAGGGAACGAGACGAAAUCGAGGCUAUUAGCCGAGAGAUGAAAACUCUCGCGAGGGAACUGGAAACUACAACCAAAGAUGAGACGACAUUGUAAAUUUCAUAAAGCCGGACGCACACGAUUUUCCACUGGGUGAAUUUGUUCACGCGAACAAAUUCGCCUAGUGGAAAAUGGUCUUAAUUCACGACUGAUUUAUGGUUUAGACUGAUGUUAAAACAAAAAACAGGCAGUAGUAUGGUCUGCGGGCUCGUUACUCUAGGCUCUUUUGUGUGGGUUUCGUUAAAUACCGUGCGCCCAAACCAUAAACCGGCCGAUUAAAAUUAAGCUUCGUGUUACACGCUGCGAUUUGUCUGGACGAUUUCAGAAUUACUAUUUGAAAAAAAUCAUAGUCAGACGGCAUCACAAAUCUGGUUGGCUUUAUAGAGUUUGGUUUUUGAAGGUGGAAAUAUUUUUUCCAGAAAUCACUUUUGGAUCAAUAGAGGUUUUAGUGUCUAAAGUUUUGAAAUAAACGAAAUGGCAAAAAUACAGAACCAAAAACAGUGUGUAGAAUUUUAACCCAGAGUUGGUGCUACUGUUAUCCACAUUUGACCAACCAGCCCCUAGAAGAUAUUCUCGUUAACAUUCAGCAAUACCAAAUCGUAGCGUGUAAAAUUAACUAUGCGAUCAAUGAUCAUAAUUGGCCAUUCAAUACGACAUGUUGGGGCUAUUUGUUAUUAUGUAUAAAGUAACAGAAGUAUGAAAUCGGAGUUUUUAAUAUUUCAGUAAUAUUAUAUAUUGGGCUGCCAUGACAAAUAGAGACCUCUGCCAGCAGGGAACCAUGAUGCUAUCGUUUCAGUAAGAACUAGUAUUUUCUUAUUAGUACACUCAAUGCUUGUUUUAAUUUUAAGAGAACGAAUUAGUUAGUUUUGUAUAUUUGUAAUGAUAAGUGCCACUUGAAUAAAUUUCACUCUUGUCAGCCUUC